UGCAAAGCUGUACACCGCGACCUUUUUAGGCCUACACUCUCAUCUUCGACAAGGUAUUAUACUAUCCUUAUUCGUCUGCACAUUUACGAUUACCUUGAAUCAAUCGGCUACGUAUAAUUGUAUAACGAGUAUUAUGGAGGAAGGUUGUCGUGUUCCAGCCAUUGCAGUACACGGUGGUGCGUGGGCCAUACCUGAUGACCUGAAGGCGGAUAGUUGCAGAGGAGUGGAGAGAGCUGUCCGGGUAGGCUAUAAGGUCCUUGAGGAUGGAGGGACAGCAGUAGAUGCAGUAGAAGCAGCUGUCAGUGCUCUAGAAGAUGAUCCUGUAUUUGACGCGGGAACUGGCUCUGUUCUGAACUAUGAUGGCGAUGUUGAAAUGGAUGCUAUCAUUAUGGAAGGGAAAGAGUUAAGAUGUGGAGCCGUUGCUUGCGUCAAUAACAUCAAGAACCCCAUCUCAUUGGCUAGGAAGGUCAUGGAAGAGACGGACCAUGCACUUCUUGUUGGACAUGGAGCUAAUAGGUUUGCUAGUGAGAUGGGGAUCGAGAAAGUACCUACCUCAGACUUGGUUACAGAGGAUGCGAGGAGAACAUGGGAGGAGUGUCGCAAGUUCAAGAAGACCGUAGAUGUUUUCUUUUCCAGUAGACCGGAAGCUGGACACGAGACAGUGGGUUCUGUGGCCAGUGAUAAGUGGGGCAAUGUCGCGUGUGCCACAUCGACUGGGGGCAUCUCGGCAAAGAUGGUCGGGAGGGUCGGUGAUAGCCCUAUUAUAGGAAGUGGCGCCUACUGUGAUAAUGCAUACGGAGCAGUAUCAACUACAGGCCAUGGAGAAAACAUCAUGAAAGUGACACUUUCUAAGACCAUCAUCAGCUAUAUGGAACAUUUAGGUUUAUCCGCCCAAGAGGCAGCUGAUAAAGCCAUUGGAUUCAUGGCUAAGAGAGUAGGAGGUGUUGGAGGUGCUAUAGUACUCAGUUCAUCUGGUCAACUCGCUAAGAGCUUCAACUCAGAACGUAUGGCAUGGGCCUUCGCUUCCAACAACUCUGUUAGAUAUGGCAUUGAUCCCGAAGAUGAUAUCGAUGCAGGGUCAGCUAGCACAGGGGGUGUUUGAUAAAAAUCCCAAGUUAAAAAAAAAAAAAAAAAAAGACAUAUUUUUCUAAAAAGAAAAUCCCUACAUUUCAUUUUGAAGCGUUCAUUCGGAACGUCUGUAACCCAAAGGUUCAUGUAGAUUUAGUACUAACUUUUGCAUAUGCAUAUCUGCUGUUUCGUAGUCGAGUGGUUUAAACAUCCAUGUAAAGGUCGUAGGUUCUUAGUAGGUCCAUGCUAUAACCCCGACGCGGCACUUAUAGAUUUGAUCAAUGCAUUUUAUCUACAUUGCUCCUCUUCACCCAUGUGUCAAAUGGAUACCUGGUAGGAUACCAAUCUCACUGUGACUGGCGACUGGCUCGAAUGCUACUAGGAGAAGUGGAGAAUGUUCACCGUAAAAUGCAGAAUCGCAAGCGAAUCCAGUGACCGGUAGAGCGCUUUAUAAGAAACAGUCAUAAUUUUUGUUCGUGUGCUUGUAAUUUUAUGUAGUCCGCAUUGUCUUAUCAUGACAAGAUUUCAUACUUACCUCAUAUGACGUAAAAUGUGGCCUGUACAGUUUGGGUCACAACUGGACUCGAAGGCUGUGAUAUUCAUAAUUUAGUCAUCCGAUGAUUAAAUCUAGAGGCUAUUACAUCAAAAUAUCUACUUUAAGAUCUUAACGACUUUCAUGAGUAUCUUAUCAAAGUAUAUCAAAGUUAAUAUCUAUCAAUAUAUCUAACAACACUUUGUUUGAAAGAAAGUCUCUGAUUUACACGAAAAUGUAAAAUGGUAGAAUCAACCAACUUUAAAUCAUUUAUUAGAAUACUGCCCUCUAAAGGACAAAACAAUUAUGUCUUUGUAAACGGAGCAUCACUCGAUCGCAUCGAAUUGAACAUAAAUCAUGAGUGGGGAUAUCCUGGAACAUUUAUGAUAGUAGUGACCAGAUUAAAUUGAUUUGGUUUAUUUAGUCAAAAGGCUUAAUGUAUCCUUUACUCAGGUUGUGGUUAUCUCAGGGGAAACACUAUAAAGGUCCAAGUAAUACCAUGAUUACCAUUACAGGCCUAUUAGAAAUUAUUUCAAUAUUUUGCAGUGUAUCAGACUUGAAAUUAUAGCCCAUAUAAAUAUAUAUAUAUAUAUAUAUAUACAAAUUAUAAUAUAAUUUGAUAUAAUUCAAUCUGAAGGAGUGCUUGUGGAACGAAACGACGAUACUCAAUCAGAAAGACUGUCAGUAUUACUGCCCUUGGCAGAUUACAGCCGAGUCUGUAAACGUGUUUACAUAAAUUUGUCACUUUUAUUGUAAAUAUUAAAAUGGGUGCUUUUUUGACUUGUAUUUUUGGAUGUAACGCCAUUGAUAUUAUGUUUUUAUUGUGUUUUAUAAUCUGUAUAAUUUUGUAUAUUUUUUGUAACACAUCUGUACCAGUGAACGAAUUUCCAUUUUAUAUGGACAAUAAAUCAUUUAAAUUCAAUUCAAUUAAAUUUAACACACAUGAAACCUUUUGACCUUGAUCGAAUAUGUCACGUCACAUAUUAUAUAGAAUUAUUUGCUUUGUGAAUGUAUUAUAUUGUGUGAGCAAAAUAUCGGUGUACCUCAUGUAUCAUAUCCGGUCAUGCGAGAAAAUGUUUCUUUCUUCUGACAUUUAUUUUAAUUUCUUUGUUUGCUUGUUGUUGUUCUUUCUUCCUUUGGCUAGCUCUGUCUCGGCAUGCUCAUCAAUCAAGAAGCUUGUGAACAUGAGGCAAAUACUUGUAACAAUGAUGUAACUUAUAAAAUAUUGAAGAGUGUGAUGUAUUGUACUUAUAAAAUAAGCAACCUUGGUUAAGACGAAUAAAGUAUCAACCAUCGAUUUUAAACACAACAAUAUAUUUUAUCAUUGACAUGGAAUGAGACUUGGAUAUGUUGUAUAUGUAACAUUAUCUUACAACAUUCCGUAAUUACACAUUCACAUUGUUUAAUUUCUACUUUUCUUCUCGUACGUAUUUUCAUUUAUUAAAUUCUUCCUAUCAUGAAUAUGAAAAACUGUAAGAACUAUUGAUUUAUGUGUAAACUUGGGAUAUCCCAUCUCAGUAUUGAUUUUAUAUCUGAUUAUCAGUAGAAGAUAUAGAUACAGCACUUGAUUUUUGUUAGUUUCGCCGUUAUUCUAACCAGGGACAUAAUUGUUUGAUUUAGAUUAUAAAAUGAAAAUAUUGCUUGA
Strongylocentrotus purpuratus (purple sea urchin) is the source of this 3245-nucleotide messenger RNA. It is a transcript of the gene asrgl1, whose product is annotated as isoaspartyl peptidase/L-asparaginase. The record is from RefSeq and is a predicted model, not a curated record. The transcript is spliced from 7 exons. NCBI's taxonomy places the organism in Eukaryota, Metazoa, Echinodermata, Echinoidea, Camarodonta, Strongylocentrotidae. Bases 134 to 1102 code for a protein of 322 amino acids. Gene Ontology annotation, molecular function: asparaginase activity.